GCUUGGGGCCCGCCUGGCCGGGAAGGGAGAAGGCAGGGCAGGAGAGAGGGAGGGAGGGAGCAGGAAAGGAAGCCCGAGGGCAGUGGCGCUGGCUGUGCCCGCGGAGGAUGGCGGCGGGAGACUCGGAGCAGGUCCGCUACUGCGCCCGCUUCUCCUACUUGUGCCUCAAGUUCAGCCUCGUCACCUACUCCACCGUCUUUUGGCUACUAGGAGCAUUUGUUCUAGCUGUUGGUAUUUAUGCCGAAGUUGAAAGACAGAAGUAUAAAACCCUUGAAAGUGCCUUUUUAGCUCCAGCAAUUAUUCUAAUACUACUGGGCAUUGUAAUGUUCCUUGUUUCUUUUGUGGGUGUGCUGGCAUCCUUAAGGGACAACUUAUCCCUCCUUCAAGCUUUCAUGUACAUCUUGGGCAUUUGUUUGCUCAUUGAAUUAACAGGAGGAGUUAUGGCCUUAAUUUUCAGACAUAAGACAAUUGACUUUGUAAAUGACAACAUCCGAAGAGGAAUUGUAAAUUAUUAUGAUGACCUAGACUUCAAGAACAUAAUGGAUUUUGUUCAAGAGGAGUUUAAAUGUUGUGGUGGAGAGGAUUUUAAAGACUGGUCAAUAAAUCAGUACCAUGCCUGUUCUGCACCAGGACCAAUGGCUUGUGGAGUUCCUUACUCUUGCUGUAUCACAAAUAAGACAGCUGUUAUCAACACCAUGUGUGGAUAUAACACUAUUGACAAAGAGCGCUUGAGUGUUCAGCCCUUCAUACACGUGAGAGGAUGCACCAAUGCAGUACUCAUUUGGUUUUUGGACAACUAUGCCAUCAUGGCAGGCAUUCUCCUUGGUAUUCUGUUGCCACAGUUCCUUGGAGUGGUGUUAACUUUUCUCUACAUCAGCCGUGUAGAGGAUAUAAUUACGGAGCAUAAGCAGAAUGAGACACUGCUUGACGGAGGGAGACAGAAGAUGGACGUUGAAUUUGCUGGAGCUGGGUGCUGUAUGUGUUUUCCUGCCUAAUGCCAAGUUGUCCUCUGAAGAAAACUGUGGGACUACCAUCCCUUUGCAUUGCGCCUUCUGUGCUGUCAGCAGUUAAACCUAUUAUGAUGUUGUGUACUUAGGAGAUGAAUCUCUCAAUUCUUUUCAGCCGUGUGCAUAUUCAGAGUACUCAAGCCCUGAGUAUUAUCUGUUAUAGCAGUGGUUCUCAACCUGUGGGUCCCUAGAUAUUUUGGGUUUCAACUCCCAGAAAUCCUAACAGCUGGUAAACUAGCUGGGAUUUCUGGGAGUUGUAGGCCAAAACACCUGGCCUACAGGUUGAGAACUCACUGUCGUAGUAUCACUGGGUCUUACCUUGAAGUGUGUUGUCUGUUGUGACAUCUAAAUGUGGUGUUGCUUGUGGCAUUUUCCUACUUUGCAGUAAACAGUGUAGCUAAUCCAACAGAAAAAAUGUUAUUGAAGCUAAUAAAAUAAUUAUAGUAGGCAAACUGCGUACAAAGGCCACCAAGCUUAUCUGCUUAAAUGAUGGGGCCACUAACAAGAAAAAAAAAAUCAACAUUAUUUCAAAUUAUAUUUCCAGUCAUUUUCAGUACAUGACAACCUAGCAACAGAACCAGCCCUAGGUAAUUUUUAGUAGUAGGCGAACAGAAUUUUGGCACCCCCCCUCACAAAACAAUGGCAGAAAAAUAAACCCCACUUGCCUUGCAGACUUCAGCGGCGGCAGGUGAGGCCGCGGUGCACACCGGCAUGGGCCCGCCUUCUGGGUGGCGGGCGUGCUCUCCAGUUGGUUGAAGGCCCACCAGCCACCUGUUUGCAUGGGCGAGUGUGUAAGCCCUGUACACACACACAGGACCAUCGCCCAAAAUGGGCGAUGAGACUGUGCGCGUGCGCAGGGCGUUUGGAAGCUCUGCGCAUGCGCACAGGACUAUCGGCCAUUUUGGGCGAUGGUCAAGUGCAUGUGCGCAGGGCUUUGCCCAUCCUCGGCGCCCAGCAUCUUGGCUUCGGCUUCUGCGGAGGCAGCCAUGGCGGGAGAGGGGUAGCCGCUGGAUUUACUAUAGAAAUAUGAAACCACGUAUAUUGUACUAUAGAAUUGCACUGGAGGACCUAGAAAAUGCCUAUAGAUAACACCUUUCUAGGUCUUCCAACACAACUUUAUGGUCAACUUCUGGUGUCAUAGAAUUGUGCAGGACCUAGAAAAUUGUUAGAGAAAAUGUAUUUAUUCUAGACGUGGAUACGUGAAAUCGCGGGUACUGGUCCUGCGGAUAUGGGGUUGCACUUACUUAUUAUAUAAACCUGACUCAUGGCAUUGCAAUUACUCUACUUACAUUUAUAUUUGUUGUAUGAUGACUAAAGGUGACUAAAAAUGUCUGAAAUCCUACCUUUGGUUACCUUGCAGCUCUUGACAAGUAGGCCAAUUUCAAGGCAUUUGAGAGCAAAAUGAUAAGGGACAUAUUCAGCCCAUAUCUGCUCAUGGAGCAUUCAGUUUUAUGAGUUUCAUGCAGGUUUUACUUAUUUAUUUGUAAUAUUUUUGAGCCUUUGGCCUCACCACUAAGCCAAUUUCAUGAGAGUGGCAGGUCAUGACUAGAAUCAUUCUUACAUAGAAGCUUAUGUUGAUUAAUAAUUACCAUUGUAAUUUUCAAGAUUGUUUUUUCAUACAGAUUGGUAACCAAUGAAGUAUUUUCUUAUAUUUUAUGGAAGUGAUUUUCAUUACCUGUGCAAUCACGUUUCUACGCCACUUUUGAUGGCAUGUUGAAAACACUCCAGAGGCCUUCGCGAGUCUUUCGUGCCUUUCGAAUAAGAACCACUGAUCCAAGUCAUGUCAUGACUCCUUACUUCAGUGACAAUGGUUUUAAAAGUUCAGUUUACUAAUGUACAUAAUUUUUUUUUUGAUAGGACAUAUUUGGUAUCUCUAAUUAAUUUGAGUCUUGGAGCUGUACAGUAUUUUUCUUCUGUCUCUUCUCUGUUGAUUGAUGUUCUGGGGUGUACAGAUAAGCCUUUAAAAUGUAAUUGUUUAUUUAGAAAAUAAAUGUAAUGAUUUUGUUUUUAAAAAAAACCUUUUUAUAUUUAGUCACAUUACUACUGCAACUAUCUACAAAAAAGGACGCGACUUUAAAGUAAAAGGUUCAAAAAUUAAAUCUACUGGUAGCUGC
This is a messenger RNA of Anolis carolinensis (green anole), 3121 nucleotides long. RefSeq names its product tetraspanin 15 (gene tspan15). The transcript has 8 exons. The coding region runs from base 108 to 995 and encodes 295 amino acids. Gene Ontology annotation, cellular component: plasma membrane. The record is from RefSeq and is a predicted model, not a curated record. NCBI's taxonomy places the organism in Eukaryota, Metazoa, Chordata, Lepidosauria, Squamata, Anolidae.